This is a messenger RNA of Megachile rotundata (alfalfa leafcutting bee), 4648 nucleotides long. RefSeq names its product Sulfonylurea receptor (gene Sur). The record is from RefSeq and is a predicted model, not a curated record. Gene Ontology annotation, cellular component: membrane. Gene Ontology annotation, molecular function: ABC-type transporter activity; ATP hydrolysis activity; ATP binding. Lineage: Eukaryota; Metazoa; Arthropoda; Insecta; Hymenoptera; Megachilidae. Gene Ontology annotation, biological process: transmembrane transport.
UUUCCUAUUUCCCAUCAUACCAAAACGAAAAUAUACUAAAUCAAAAAUAACACUUCAGAGUGCCAUGACGUUCUCCGAAAUCACACAAAAUGGCUACUUUCUUGGUCUCCUGGUAUUCUUCUCUGCCGUGUUACAAAGUACUCUUAGCCAGGCUUCCAGUCAUAUCCUCUGCGUAGAAGGAAUCCGCUUGAAAACUGCACUCCAGGCGUUGCUGUACGAUAAGGCUUUGCGUCUGUGUUCGUGGAGCAUCGAUGAAGAGGAAAAUCCAUUAGAUAAGGAGAAAGAACAGGGCAGGUGUCAGCAAUCUGCCGAUAUCGGCACCCUGACGAAUCUCGUGUCGGAGGACGUUUAUAACGUUAUGAGCUUUUUUUGGAUCGGCCAUUACACUUGGGCAAUUCCGUUGAAGAUCAUAGCAAUAAUUUUUCUCCUGUACACAAAGCUGGGAAUCAGUGCAGUGAUUGGUGCACUCUGCUGCAUACUCAUCGUAACACCGAUGCAAUUGGUGCUUGGGAAAAAAAUGUCCGAGAACUUCAAAUCAGUCGCUAAAAAAAGUGAUGCCAGAUUGCGUUUAAUGAACGAGAUCUUGCAAGGAAUGAGGCUCGUAAAACUCAGAGCUUGGGAGGACAUUUUCGAGAAGAAAAUAAAAAGAGCGAGGGACAGCGAGUUAAAAAUGCUGGACAAGGAUUCUUUCUAUUGGACUCUUAUAAAUUUCCUCACCCACGCCUCAUCAGUGGUGACAACCCUCUUCACUUUCGGAAUUUAUUUCUGGAUAGAGGAACGAAAUCUCGAAGCCGGGAACGUGUUCGCGAGUUUGGCCUUAUUUUCACAGCUCACCGUACCUCUCUUAAUUUUCCCGGUGAUGAUCCCCAUCAUCAUCAACGCCAUGAUUUCUACCACCAGAAUGGAGGAGUUUCUUCAGCUUCCUGAAAUCGACAACGUUCUACCCGGUGAAGAAAAGUCAGACAUUAAAGGAAACGUGUCACGGACGAAUUCCAUCGACGAAAUUCCUGUGGAAAUGAAACCUCACAAUGCUGCGACCUUUGGAUCCUUGGACAGCAUCAAAGAGGACGAGGAAGAUGGGCAAUCCUGUUUAAGGAAAUACAAGCUGGAUAUCGAUUCUUCUGCGGAUACGGUGUUCGAGAAGGAUCCGGAAGUUCCGGUGCUCAGAUUGAAAAAUUGCUCGUUCUCGUGGGGCUCUGAAGAGAAUCAAUUAUCGGUAACCGAUCUGAGCUUCCCACGAGGUCAGUUGACGUUAAUCGUUGGAAAAACUGGCGGAGGAAAGACGUCACUAUUACUGGGAAUGUUAGGAGAAAUCCAAAGAACAUCAGGAAUGAUCGAAUGGGCCAAAGGAUCGAAGAUUGCGUAUGUAGCUCAGAAGCCUUGGCUGCUGAACACAACGUUGAGAGACAAUAUUCUCUUUGGAUCAUCGUACAAAUUGAGAAGGUAUCGGAGCGUGUUAAAGGCUUGUGCUCUGCAGCCGGAUGUCGAUAUACUUCCGGGCCACGAUCUCACCAGGAUAGGCGAGAGAGGAAUCAAUUUGAGUGGCGGGCAGAAGCAGAGGGUGACUAUAGCGAGGGCAAUCUAUAGCAAUGCAGAUAUCAUCGUCAUGGAUGAUCCACUCUCCGCGCUGGAUCACCAAGUUGGCCAGCAGAUCUUCGACCAAGGUAUCCGCAAGCUCCUACUGCGAAGUGGACGUACAGUGAUCAUGGUCACCCAUAGAUUGGAGCUGCUAUCCACAGCUCAUCAGAUCAUCGUUAUAGAUGAUGGUCGGGUUCGAGCAGUGGGAACGAAGUCAGCGAUAGAGGACUCUGACCCGGAAUUAGCGAACGAGUGGAGGAACACUAGAACGAGGGAAAAUGGACAUCGUGUUCAUAGGACAGCCAAGGAUAGGUGGUCCCUGAUCAGACUGGUGUCUAGGAUCGGUAUCAAUGCGAAGAGUAAGCAGAGUGGGUCUUGGAUCACUGAUAGAGAUGCUCAUGUGGACCCCCCAGGCUUUGUGCCACUUAGGAUGCGACGAGCGACCCUAUCAGGGUCGAGAUACUUGGCCCACGAUCUGACAGAUCUUCCACUACCCACCGAAGAAUGGAACACGUCCAAAAAGAAAUUCAAAUCGCAUCGAACUGCGGUCAGGUCGACCAGUCUUCAACCUCAGAGGCAACCUCCUCCAGUUCUUAGGCAGAGCAGCACUCCAACGAUCCUUGAGGGUGGACUAGCUUCCAGAAAAAGGAAUAACACUUUUGACAAUGGACAGCCUAGCAGUGUACUGAGACAAAUAUUCUCUGGCAGAAUCAUCAGUCCACAUCCUGAUGAAAUGCCUCUGAACAGAGACAAAGGUGUCCUCCACAGACUGAUACCUCCCAGUUCCAACAAGCAAAUAAGCUACAGUAUCAAAAACAUGGACCAAGAACACGAAGCCUUCCCCGUUAAACGUCUAAUAUCAGUAGAAUCCAAAGGAACCGAGGCUGAUGAGGCUGAAGGAAAAAUUGACGAUACGGACGAACAAGAAGAGUCAUUGUACGAAGACAGAAGUGGCGUGGUGACCAGAAUGAUCCUGAUGGAUUAUCUGAAAGCUGGAGGCUGGCUACCUGGUCUGACCUAUAUAAGUGUGGCAGUUUUCUGUCAGGUUCUUCGCGUUUACACAGACUUGUGGUUGAGUCGAUGGACAGACCAGGAGAAUGAGAGUUUGGCUCAAAAAAGUCAGGACGUGACUGCACUGUUCUACUUCAAGAUAUACAUAACCCUAUCGAUAAGCUUCAUAUUCCUAUCCUUCGUGUGCAACGCAACCGGUCAAUGGACCGGUGCCACAGCAAGAAGAAAACUCCACGAAGAAGCAGUUUCCCGACUACUCAGAGUACCGAUGUCCUUCUUCGACUGCAACCCAGUUGGCAAAAUCCUCAACAGGUUCAGCGGCGACACCGGUGUAAUUGACAAGAAAAUAUCCAUGUCAAUCCAAAGACUGACGUUCUUCGUUCUGCUUUGUGGAUCGGCGAUCAUAGUGAACGUCGUCAUCUCACCGUGGUUCUUGAUCGCAGCUGUACCCACCUGUGCAGCUUAUUAUCUGGUUCAAAGAUUUUAUAGACGCGGUGCGAGGCAUUUGCAGAGAUUGGAUGGCAGUACUCGAUGGCCAAUCGCAACGCACUUCUCCGAGACCCUCCGAGGUCUAGCAACCUUGAGAGCCUCCAAACAAGAGACUCGUUUCAUGCAGCAAGCCCUGAAGUGUUUGGACACCAACACGAACGCUUUUCUGCUUCUGAACUCGAGCAGUCGAUGGCUAGGUAUCGCUCUGGUAAGAGCACUUGUAAAACAUCUCUCGAAUGAACUUCUCAAUGGAACAACAUUUUAGGAUUACCUGGGCGCGGUAAUAGUAAUUACCGCAACGUUUGCCGCAUUAAUUUCCGCGGAACUGUACCCGGAACGUGUGACACCUGCUUUAGUUGGUCUAGCGAUUAAUUACACGCUUCUGGUGCCUAUAUACUUGAACUGGGUGGUGAAGUUCACUGCUGAAAUCGAGAUGUAUCUUGGCAGUGUGGCUAGGAUCUCUGUGUAUAGAUAUGCGCCGGUGGAAAAUUAUCAAGAAGGUUUCCGAUUGUUCGACGACUGGCCCAGCAGAGGUGAAAUAAUUUUCGAAAACGUCUCCUUGAGAUAUGAUUCGCAAGAGCCCGUGAUCUCAAACCUAUCACUCAAGAUUCCAGCUGGUCAAAAGAUCGGUAUCUGUGGAAGAACCGGAAGUGGCAAGUCCUCCACAGCGAUGGCACUGUUCCGAUUACUAGAAAUCACUGAAGGUCGCAUUAUGAUCGAUGGAGUUGAUAUCAGUGAAGUUUUGUUGAGGGUACUCCGGUCGCGACUGUCGGUGAUUCCUCAGGAUGUAAUCAUGUUCAGUGGCACUAUCAGGAAAAAUUUGGAUCCCCUAUCGGAAUACGGAGAUAGCGAAUUGUGGAACGCUUUGGAGGUAGCGCAAAUCAAGGACGUCGUGGCUUCCCAUCCUGAAGGACUCGAUUUCGAGGUGCGAGAAGGAGGAGAAAAUUUCUCUUCCGGUCAGCUGCAGCUACUCUGCAUGGCCCGCGCGAUCCUCCGGAAGUCUUCGAUCGUGGUUCUCGAUGAAUCGACCAGUGCACUCGACGCAGCUACCGAGAAGAGCCUCUUGAAAGCAGUUUCGACCGCUUUCAAAAAUAGAACGCUGAUCAUUAUCGCGCAUCGAGUGGCUGCGCUGUUGGAAUGCAAUCGAGUGAUCGUGUUCCACGAGGGAAAAAUCGUCGAGGACGGCUCUCCCGCGGAUCUCGCUCAACGACAAAAUGGAUUCUUCGCGAACAUGUUAAAGUGCAAUGAAGAAAAUAAUGGAGUUCAUUGAAGGAACUGAAACACAAUGUGCGAUGUUUCUAGAAUGUAUUUAUUUUUUAUACCGAUGACAAAUGUGAGUUAUUUUUGUAAAUAGGAAGAGGUGAUAUUAAAAUUGUUGAUUCUGAGUAUAUAAAUAGUAUAGUUAUUUACUUUGGUUAAGUUUGGAGGUUUGAGGGUGUGAGAUAUUAGGGUUGUCAGGAUUUUUGCAUUUUAGGACAACGUGCAUUUAAUAUACAUUUGUUACAUAUUUGUUGACAGAGUAUACAGAGUAUACAGAGUGUACCGAGGAUGCUUACAUAGGUACACAUAA